AUAAAUAUAUUUUGAGUUUUGUGUCCGAUUUGUGAAUACCUGUACUUGGGUAUAAAUCAUACAUAGACCAGAUUUAACUUAUGUCUGCCAUUGUGUAAAGUCUGUAUAGGGGUUGAAAGGACUCCCUAAGCAUCUGUUGUUAUGAGGUAUACAUUGAGGCAGAGAACUGAAACAUUGUUAGGCUACCAUUGCAUAAAUACAUACAAUGUAGUUUAUACACUGAUAACUAAAGUAGUGGUAGUUUUAGAAAUAUAAACCUGGCUAUGUUUCAUAUCAGAUGCUUUUGUGCUUGCUAUGUUCUAUUGCAUUUCACAUCCUAGCCCAACAACCUGAUAUAGGUUGUAGAAAUUUUAGCACAGAUAUUUGCAGAAUGGAGUUUUAUAAACAGUGCAUCAUUCUGUCUCGCUUACACAGGAUGUAAGUCUGAUUUCCUGUUUGUUUUACCAACAGUCACAAUUGUGGGCACUACAGUAAAUAUGAAAAUAUAAUUAACUUAUUCGCAUGACUAAUUGGCAUACUUCAAAUGGCAAUUACACAUUUCAGUACCUAGGUAAAAGAGGGGAAAGUUUCUAAAUAUACAGUAGCACAUUAUUCCACAUUUUAUUUUAGAAGAGUGGUUAGAGACGGGAACAACGGAGCAGUCUGUCUCCUGUGUUUGGUUAGUACAGACAUCCAUCCAUCCAUAUAGGCUUCUAAUAUCAUUUAUGUCCAGGAAAUGGGCAAUAAAAAAAAGGUAUAAGGUGAAAUACUGUAUUCAACAGAAAUCUCCUUCAACAUCUAGGCAUUGCCAUUUAGAUGUACAUUUCAUGCAGUAGUUAGCUUUUUCCAGUAACCGAUUCCGUGUCUAAUCUAGCUCUGGUUUUCUUAUAAUUUUCCGGCUAAAGAUGGGGGGACAGACACGAGUGCGCGCAUCGUGCCCUGUCUGGUUUGGAGGGGAGACGAGAAAAUUGUGGCGCGGCUACCCAACCCUGACAGCCGCCUGCCUCUCAGUGCCUGGGAUGAGCACGAGACACUUGCUGGGCCACGUAGCAAUGGAUCUACCCUAACACGGAGUCUACUGCAAACAUAUCAGUGUCAUACAUUCUAAAAAUGCAUUAGGAAAUACAUUUGCAAUCGAGCAUGCAAUAGGAUUAUCAAACAGUGGAACUCCAACAGUAGCUGGCUCUUUUUGUGCGUCUGCAGCACUCCAGAAUCCAUGUAACUCUGAUUGCACGAAAUGAGAAAGAGGGCGCUCUCACCGAGGGCGGCAGAUUGUAGAUGGCUCCUGAAACGAGGCACAGAAGUUCUGACUGCAGCUCCAAGUCCGGCGUGAAGCUCACCCUCAAGACAGAAGCUUAAAGACUGAAGCCCUGAUGGACAAUAUAGCGUUGACUGCCUCGCGGAAGAAACUAACCUGAGAGGCUUCAUCUGCGGAGAGACCGAAACCUCAUCGAGGUUGAAGGGCAGACACACUAACUUCCAGAGAAGCUUUGAGAGUCAAGCUCAACAGAAGCCUAUGGAACAAAGCUGUAGCAGAAUGUCACUUACUCCGGUCUGUCCUCAGUCUUUGUCCUGUGGUGAGCAUGGAGGCCCUGUUUGAAUCUGGGUGAAGCUUUCUUCCCUUCACCCCUUCCUCCUUCCUGUCUCCUCAGUGGCGGGAGGGGUGGGGGAUUGCUUCCGUUCCCCCUGCCCCUCCUUACAGCAUAGCGAGGGUACUCUCACAGUUUAAGAAUACAAACACUGCUAACAAACCUCUGGCUGUGCUUCAACUAGCACUACUACAGUCUUCCCCUCCCUGCUCCCUCUCCCGCACACAUGAAAUCCUGCCAGAGCCUGAAGGAAGAGGUGUCCAGCCCCGGCCCAGGUGGGAUGUCCCAGGAGGAGAACCGCAGAACGCAGCAGGUGGCCCAGUCCUACUACCAGUCCCCCGCCUCCGCUCCUGACCUGGACCUAGCGGGCAAGCUGUACAAGCGGGAGGGCGGGGGCAAGCCUUACUCUGUGCUAGUGGACAACAAGAUGGCAGCCAAGACCCCCAUGGGUGACCAGACCCCCGGUCAGCUUCCCCCGCAGCACGUCACCUCCCCCCAGCAGCAGUACUACAGAGAGGGGACAGUAGGGCAGGAGGGGGGCGUGCAGGGGGCCCAGGCAGGCAACGGGGGCACCUCCGAGGACUCGGAGGAGGAGGAGGAGGAAGAAGAGGAGGAGGAGUCCUUCAAGCGUGAGCAGAUCAUCGUGGAGGUCAACCUGAACAAUCAAACCCUUAAUGUAUCAAAGGGGGACAAGUCCGCCCCCCAAACCGACGCCUCAGAGAGACACUGCAGUGAGGAGGAGGAGGAUGAGGAGGAGGAGGAGGAAGAAGAUGAGGAAGAAGAGGAAGAGGAGGAGGAAGAAGAAAUAGAGAGCCGUAGAACGAGAGCCAAGAGGGCUCGGCGUGGGGUGGCCCCCGCUACCAGCCAGCCCCGGAGGAAGACCCAGUGCACCGCUCUGAGCACCACCACCACCGGCAUGACCACCAGGGGCCGACGGAAGAAGACCACCCAGCCGCCCAAGAGGACGCGCCGGACUGCCAGGGAGGGCAAGGGGACCCCCUCCUCAGCUGUCUCUGCCACAGGGGAUAAAGCGGAUGGGGAGGAGAGGGAGACGCUGGCGUGUGAGAAGUGCCCACGCGUCUUCAACACCCGCUGGUACCUAGAGAAACACAUGAACGUCACACACAGACGCAUGCAGAUCUGUGACAAGUGUGGCAAGAAGUUUGUCCUGGAGAGUGAGCUGGCCUUACACCAGCAGACCGACUGUGAAAAGAACAUCCAGUGCGUCUCCUGCAACAAGUCUUUCAAGAAGCUGUGGUCGCUGCACGAGCACAUCAAGAUUGUGCACGGCUACGCGGAGAAGAAGUUUGCCUGUGAGAUCUGUGAAAAGAAGUUCUACACAAUGGCUCAUGUCCGCAAGCACAUGGUUGCCCACACUAAGGACAUGCCAUUCACCUGUGAGACCUGUGGCAAGUCGUUCAAGCGCAGCAUGUCCCUGAAGGUGCACUCGCUGCAGCACUCUGGGGAGAAGCCCUUCCGCUGUGAGAACUGUGCUGAGAGGUUCCAAUAUAAGUACCAGCUACGCUCCCACAUGAGCAUCCACAUCGGACACAAGCAGUUCAUGUGCCAGUGGUGUGGCAAGGACUUCAACAUGAAGCAGUACUUUGACGAGCACAUGAAAACACACACAGGAGAGAAGCCGUUCAUCUGUGAGAUCUGUGGGAAGAGCUUCACCAGCCGACCCAACAUGAAGCGCCACCGCCGCACCCACACAGGAGAGAAGCCCUACCCCUGCGAUUUGUGCAGCCAGCGCUUCCGUUUCUCCAACAUGCUGAAGGCCCACAAGGAGAAGUGCUUCCGGGUCACCAGCCCUGUGACCCUGCAGGCCAGCGGCCUCCCCCUACCUCUCCACCUCUCUGCCAACGCCCCCUCCUCCUCUGGCCCCGGCCCGGGCCUCGCCCCCUCAGCUGCCACCACCUCCGCCCCUCUGGGCCUCAGCCCGGCAGGGGGGGCUCUUCCCCCACGCACCCCCGUGGGACACGCCACCUUCUCCCACCUGCACUUGUCCCCCUCUCACCAUCUCCCUCACCACCACACGUCGCAACAGCAGCAGCACCACUCCGGCACGCCCCUGCAAGCGCCCCCUCUCCCCCACCACCACCUGCAUGUGCCCCCUGUCUCCCCUCCCCCCGCCCUCUUCAAGAGCGAGCCCCUCAACCACUGUGGGCAGGAGGACAGCAGCUACCUGCGCUACAUGGCACCGCAGGACAAGGGCCCCGGGGCCCCCCAGCAUCACUGAACCCUUUGUGGGCCCUGGGCUCAAGGCCUGCCACACCACCAUACCCCCACCCCAACUCUCCCUGUACCUGGCCCCUGGUGUAGAGCGGCCCCUCAAAGACUGAUAUGAACAAGACACACCAGUGUGUGGGAGAGUGUGAGGGAUACAGACAGGUACCCUUUCAGUCUACACUUUAGAUAAGUGAGUGACCCACUUAGCUAGAGCCCCAAGUCAACUGACACAGAUUUUACAACCUCUUGCUAAUAUAUUUUCUUGAGAAAAUAUUCUUAGUAAAUCCUGAAUUCUUAGACAACCUGCCUCCCAUGGUAGAAGGCUGUGUGUGUACCGGUAUGUGAGUUAUCCCUCGUUUGUGUACAUUGUAUCCUCUCCACUGGCGGCUGCUGAUGUAAUUAUUCUACUAGUAGAUCAUUAUCCAGGUAGCGGAUCAGAACAGAUCCAUUUAAUCAACUUAGUCCUUCAUGUCGACUGACUUAAACAACGGUUGCACAGUUCGGGGGAGUUGUAAGUCCUGAUCCUAAGGCUGACCUGUUGGACCAUGAGGUCACCAAGGUCUUGUUGAAUGGUUACCAUCCUGGUUCCAACUAGGCCUCCCACUGUCUCCUGAGGCAUUCCAUACUGGUUUUACCAGCAGUAGGUCAGGAAUCACUGCCAUAGGUCACAGUGGGGAGGUUAGAAAACACCUGUUAGUGCUACUACUAGUCUGCUGCAACAGCGAUUCUAAUUCUGGUUAAUUGGUGCUUUCCAUUGCAGUACUACACACAGUUAUAUACACAUAGGCAGUGUAAUUUAACAGUGUGGGAUUGGUUGCGUUGUUGUGAUGCAGUUCUGUGUUAUGUCUUCUUAACUGACUUACAGCCUUAUCUUAGAGCUGAUAAGGUCAGACGUUCCCAACAGAACAACCCUGAUGAACCUGAACGUGCCAUCCUGUAUACACACAGACACACACUUCAAAAAGCAGUAUGUCAUCACUGGUCUCUUUUUCCUGUCACUUCACACAAAAUGCUUGUCAAGGGAUUCUGCUGUUUUUUUGGCUUCUGUCAUCAAAACAGUGAAAUAAUGCCACUGUGACGGGUCAUCACAUACGACCCAACCUGCACCUCGCGUCUCUCUUCUCUCUCUCUCUCUCUUUCUCUAUCUAUCUCUUAUCUAGCUCUCUUUAUUUCUCGAUCUAUUGCUCGCUCCUCUCUCUCUCCUGCUGCUGCUGAGAUAAUACGGGUCACCCUGUAAAAGGUCAUUAAAACACAAGAUUCAGAAGUUCAGACUUUUUCAGCACAACUCUUAACUGAAAAAUAUGUAUUUUCCCAACCAGCCUAUCUAUAUUCCACAGCUCGGUGUGGAGCAGGACAAUUUUUUUGUAAUGUAACGGUUUGUUCUCUUAGUUUUACUUAUACUGUAUAAGGUUACACAAACGUUGAAGCCCUAUCACACACUUUGGCAAAUAAUGACGAAUCAAAACAUGUUGAAUGUUGUCUAGAUGGAGUGAUAUGGGCUAACGGUUUAGCAAUCAAAUAUGUUAUUUUCUAGUAAUAUUUUCUGGAAAUAUGCUACAUUCAGUUUCAGACUGAAGAAUUGUUCUCAUCUCGCUCUAAACGUACUGUUGAGUGAUAGUCAUAGGAAAGGUUGGAGGAUAUUUCUAACAUGCAUUUACAUUUCUUGUAUAGAUACAUUUACUCAAAGAAAUCACAUUUGUAAAUGUAACCUUUUUUGUGUGUGUGAAUAUUCCGCUGUCCCAAUGUAUGGUAUUCUGACAGUCAGGAUGUUAGUAUUGAUGAAUGACAGAGAGAGAUUCUGGCGUGUCGGAGGGUUGGGAGUGGGUUGUAGGAUGUUGUCCGCCCCCAUUCACCCUGUCUGGUACUGUUAUCAGAUAAGACUGAGUGUUGAGGAGCAACAUUAAGGUGUGUGUUUGUCUCAGUAAUGGCAAAAAUGGAACCCCUCUGGUGCUGUUGUAACAAAAGCUGCUUUUACAUAGUCUGGCCCCGGCCAUAUUCUCUUUCUGUCUUUCAAACUCUCUGGGUCUCUCCCUCUAUGCACACCCUGCUAAAGCCAUUCCAUCUGUUGAACGGGGUUCUGGGGGGGAUUUGUAGACACAAGAAUAUGUCUGACAUGUUUCUGUGGAUUAACACAUAAUAGGUAUAGCAUAGUAGUGGAUCAGGCUGAGAUGACUACUUUGUAUAUGAGGAACAAUAGCAGACCAUUAGCAAGACCCUGUACCACCUUGAGUUGAUGGUAUUUGGCCCAUAGAAUUUGGUUUAACAGUGGACAGAGAUACCCACCCUCUAGAGAGCUACAACCGUUCUGCCAUUACUGUGGGUCUAUUAGUUGGGCCUCUGUAUCAGCUUAACCAUGAGUUACCUACUGUUUUUCAGGAUGUUUCAGUACGAGGCUUUUUUUACAUUAGUUUUGAAAAGCCUUUUCAUUUGUGUGUAUCCUCUGCACUUUACUGCUGCGUGAGUGAGGCGCAGUGAAGGGAGGGACUGACAAUGCAUUGUGGGAGUGAGUGAUGUGUCGGGUGCAUGGAGAAGGGAGGGAGGUGGUGAUUGGUUUGGUGAGUGGCUGUUUGGGCAAGGAAAAGGAGGAGAAUCAAUCUGGAGGUAGAUAGUGUGGAAGGGACCAGGGCAUAAGGACAUUUCUUUUUUUGUUUAGUUCAUAUAUUUGUUUAGUUUAUUUUUUCCUGUAAGGAAAUAUACUUUGGCUCUAAUAUGGACUCCCAAAGAGUGAUGGAGUAGUGUUGUUCCUCCUGCUUUGGCGAUUUUACACUAGCCCCUCCCUGCUUCAUCUGAUCUGAAAUACAUUCAUGUUAUUGAGCUGAGGUGUUUGUCUGCCUCAUAUCCAGUUUCCUCUUUGUUGUGUAACAUUUUCUCUUCCGAUUUACUGUAUGAUUCUCCUCCUUUCAUCUUUGUUAUAUAGAAUGCACUUUUGACUAAAAUCCUGGCUAGUUAAGAAAAAUAACAAUGUAUAUUCUUUAAAGAUGUUUAAAAAUAAUAAUCUAUAUACUUUUUCCCCUCAUGUAUUUUUAACCACUUAAAGUAGCAUUGCAUAUUUUAUUAUUGUGAGUAUCUGGUACAAAAUUGUGCAGCUUUAUACUGUCCUGGGUUGGGGGGUUUUUUGGUGUGGGGGGGUGUUUUGUAUGUUUGUUUUUGGAGAUUGAGGAGAAGUGUAAAUGUUGGGCCUUUUUUUGAUAAUGUACAUUUAACAGACUCUGCUAACUUUCAGAAGUAAAAAAUGAGUAGCCAUAAUUAUCACAUAUUUGUGUGCUGUCAUGUGUUCUCUGUCAGACCCUAUGUGGUAUUGGUAGCUUCAUGUGCAUUUGAAAAUGAUCUUUGCAGUAAUGGUAUCCUGUUCUCACAGCUAAUGGAAUAAAAUGGCUGUCUCAGCUA
Molecule: messenger RNA, 7184 nt
Organism: Coregonus clupeaformis (lake whitefish)
Lineage: Eukaryota; Metazoa; Chordata; Actinopteri; Salmoniformes; Salmonidae
Product: zinc finger protein 652
Exons: 6
Coding region: 1795-3807 (670 amino acids)
Biological process (GO): regulation of transcription by RNA polymerase II
Cellular component (GO): nucleus
Molecular function (GO): DNA-binding transcription activator activity, RNA polymerase II-specific; RNA polymerase II cis-regulatory region sequence-specific DNA binding
Source: RefSeq, a predicted model, not a curated record